UUGGUACCGCUUUGCAGUUUUUCAUUGUCGAUCUCUCUUUUCUACUACUCUCGCUUGGUGUGUGUCUUUUGGAUUGGGGUUUAUCAGUAGUGGUUAGGCAACAAUGGAGGCGUCAUCAUCUUCUCGGUCAUCGGAAUCUUCUGCUGAUGAAACUGCUUCCAAGUUCCUUUCCGACCUUCCGUCCCGCGGUUUCUUAUCUUCUACCGUCGUCCCCUCCAAUCCGGGAAGCUUGCGGGUGUACGUAUGUGACCAUGACACAUCUCCCCCUGAAGGGCAGGUUAUCAAGACAAACCAGCAAAACAUACUAAUCAGAUCCCUCUUGCUAAAGAAGCAAAAAGGAGAAUCUAGUUCCAAAGGAACUCCUGAAGAUGGUCCUAAAAAGAGGACUGCAAAUAAGGCUCUGGACGACAGAAGCUCAGCUAAAAGACCUGCUACUCUUGUAUCCAGACAAGAAGGAUCAAGCAGUCGUUCAGGAGAAAAAGACUUUCAGUCUUUGACUGUGGAGAAGCUCCGUGCCCUUCUCAAGGAGAAAGGUCUUCCAACAAAAGGAAGAAAGGAUGAGCUCAUUGCACGUCUGAAGAGUGCCAGCUGAAGAUUGAGAAAACGCUCAGUUUAAUGUAUGUAUCUUUAGACGUUUCGAAUAGUCUAAACAGUGAUGGCAAGCAUGGUUGUUGUUGUUGAUACAGAUCCUUUUGGAUAAAUUAUGAAAAUCUAGUUCUGGUUUUGAGAUC
Messenger RNA from Raphanus sativus (radish), 731 nucleotides. RefSeq lists its product as uncharacterized. Bases 104 to 592 code for a protein of 162 amino acids. The transcript is spliced from 6 exons. The record is from RefSeq and is a predicted model, not a curated record. Gene Ontology annotation, biological process: positive regulation of proteasomal ubiquitin-dependent protein catabolic process. Lineage: Eukaryota; Viridiplantae; Streptophyta; Magnoliopsida; Brassicales; Brassicaceae. Gene Ontology annotation, cellular component: Cul4-RING E3 ubiquitin ligase complex.